UACCUAAGUUAUAUAACAGGAUUAUUCUUUGAACUUCUUCGUCUGUUAUGAGAUAAGUGGACUUGGAUAAUAUAUACAUGUAUUUUAUAUACAUUGCUCACUAAUAUGAAGAUUAUGAGAUAACUGGCCGACUUACUUCUUUCCAUGGACCUAAUUUAUUCAUUGUCGAGGAAUGCUUUGACGGCUUCCUGGAGUAUAACGUUGCAUAUCUUAUGCCGUCACAACAGACUGGCUGGAUCUAUGUCUUAUUACAUUAGUUGGUGUAUGUAAUAUUGAGCCGUAGCCAUAAGUCUAGUCUAUCUGGCCUGGUGAAGUCUUUAGAGCUGGGAUCUCUUUUACAACGAAUUAGAAACACAAUGCGGGGAAUCCAAAUCAGCCAAUAUGUCAAGGGCCCGGAAGAGCUCAAGGUAACCGAGCUCCCCGAUCCAACGCCGAAGCCGGACCAGUACCUCAUCGAGGUGCACGCCGCGGCCACCAACUUCUUCGACAUCCUGCAAAUUCAGGGGAAGUACCAGAGCCAACCGCCAUUCCCCUGGGUCGCCGGCGUCGAGUUCUCCGGCGUCGUCCUCGCCACCCCCAGCACCACCUCCAAGGGAGCACCCCCCAAAUUCCCUGUCGGCAGCCGCGUCUUCGGCGCCGGCCAGGGCGCCUACGCGACGCGCGCGUGCGCCGCCGAGGCCGAGCUGCUGCCCGUGCCUGCCGGGUGGUCGUUCGCCGACGCCGCGGGGCUCUUCAUCACCGCGCCCACAAGCUACGGCGCCCUGGUCUCGCGCGCGGGCGUCCGAGCGGGGGACUGGGUCCUGGUGCACGCGGCCGCGGGGGGCGUCGGCCUCGCCGCCGUCCAGGUCGCCAAGGCGUUCGGGGCGACGGUCGUCGCGACGGCCGGGACUCCGCGGAAGCUGGAGGUCGCGCGGCGGUUCGGCGCCGACCACGUCGUGGACUACCGGGACCCGACGUGGCCGGAGCAGGUGAGGAAGCUGACGCCCGGGGGCCGCGGGGUGGAUAUCGUGUACGACCCCGUGGGCUUGGUGGACAAAAGCACCAAGUGCGUGGCGUGGAACGGGCGGAUCCUGGUCGUCGGGUUCGCGGCGGGGUCCAUCGAGAAGGUGGCGAUGAACAAGGUGCUGCUGAAGAACAUCAGCCUGGUCGGGAUCCACUGGGGCGCGUGGGCCAAGUUCCAGCGGGACGGGAUCCCCGCCGUGUGGGACGGCAUCAACAAGCUGGUCGAGCAGGGCAAGUUCAAGGGUACUGUGUUCGUGGAUAAGGAGUUUGUCGGGCUCGAGAGCGUGCCUGAUGCCUUGGUUGCGUUGGGAGGGAGGGAGACGUGGGGUAAGGUCGUCGUGAAGAUCCCGCAGGAGGGUGCGAGCAAGCUGUAGACUUGGAAGGUAAUAUGUAUUGAUUUUAGAUUUGUUGGCUCUUGCAUAUCGGAUAUAAUGUACAUGCGAUCCGUGUACCUUGAUGGGCAAAUGGUGGAGUAUUAAA
Daldinia caldariorum is the source of this 1482-nucleotide messenger RNA. Its product is annotated as NAD(P)-binding protein. Gene Ontology annotation, cellular component: mitochondrion. The coding region runs from base 357 to 1376 and encodes 339 amino acids. Lineage: Eukaryota; Fungi; Ascomycota; Sordariomycetes; Xylariales; Hypoxylaceae. The record is from RefSeq and is a predicted model, not a curated record. Gene Ontology annotation, molecular function: zinc ion binding; oxidoreductase activity. The transcript is spliced from 4 exons.